UAGAAAGCCAAGGCAUACUUUACCUGGUAGAUGUGACAUGACGAAAUUUCUGUCGGCUGGUUAUCACGGAUGAUGGCGAUCUGCAUCCAAUUCAUCGGCCUACAUAAGUAGGCUACUGUACAAGUGGCUCAUUCCUCUUGUCACCUGCAGUGGGAGGUGCGGCCGAGGGGAGCUGGGCUCUGAUUGGCCGAGCAGGGAGGAGGCUUCUGUGACAUCGUGAUGCUGUGCAGAUGCUCAGCAGCAGUGGUAGUCGAGAAAGACAGGCUGGCGGUAUCCUCUCUCUCUCUCUCUCUCCCUCUUUCUCUCCCUCCCCCCUCUUUUUCAUCUUUCCUUUCCCUUCACGCACAAGCACGCAUACACACACGCGCACUCCGUCACACUGCAGCAGAAGGGAGAGGACACACCGUGAAGGCCUCUCCUCUUCCUCCUCAUCCCUCCCGUGAAAGGCAACCUGUCUCUCUCUCCUCCGCUAUCCUCUGCUUUCUUUCAAGGACUACUGCACCCAGGAAGCGCCUGGAAAAGGACCUACCGCAGCACGACGGAUCUACGGAUCACUCACACACCUACAUCCUCUUUUUUUCCCUCUGCGUUUCUUGUUGCCAGGCAGUGUUGGCUGAGCGUCAGGACGUGCGCUCGAGCAUGUCCGGACCGUAUCCCAGGAUGCCGUGCGGCAGGCCACUCUGCUAGGCCGCAGCAGCAUGGGCAAAGCACCGGGGGGGUGGGACAGCACGGAUUGGACGGCUCUGCUCCGGACGGGCGCGCUUACGCACUCCGCCGCUUCCGAUGGGUGAGGACGGCGAGAGCCCCAAAAUCAAUCACAGCUUCCUCCGAGACUAUGUCACAGAAGCUGAUGUCAUUUCUACAGUGGAGUUUAACCAGACGGGGGAUCUGCUGGCCACAGGGGAUAAAGGGGGGCGAGUGGUCAUCUUCCAGAGAGAGACAGAGUCUAAAGGUGAACCUGAGGAGCUGGGAGAAUCGGGUGAGUAUAAUGUCUACAGUACGUUCCAGAGUCACGAACCAGACUUCGACUAUCUGAAGAGUUUGGAGAUUGAGGAGAAGAUCAAUAAGAUCCGCUGGCUGCCACAGCAAAACGCUGCCCACUUUCUUCUCUCUACCAACGAUAAAACGAUAAAGCUAUGGAAGGUGAGCGAGAGAGACAAGCGGCCAGAGGGCUACAAUCUGAAGGACGAAGAAGGGCGAAUAAAGGACAUCUCCACCGUGACCUCAUUACGGGUGCCGGUCCUGAAGCCCACUGACCUGAUGGUCGAGGUUCGGCCGAGGAGAAUCUUUGCCAACGGCCACACCUACCACGUCAACUCCAUCUCAGUCAAUAGCGAUGGCGAGACAUAUCUGUCUGCUGAUGAUCUCAGGAUCAACAUGUGGCACCUGGAUAUCACAGAUCGAAGCUUCAACAUUGUGGACAUUAAGCCAGCCAAUAUGGAGGACCUGACGGAGGUGAUAACAGCUGCAGAGUUCCACCCACAGCACUGCCACCUGUUUGUAUACAGCAGCAGUAAAGGCACGCUACGCCUCUGUGACAUGAGAGAGUCGGCGCUCUGUGACAAGCACUCCAAAAUCUUUGAGGAGCCAGAGGACCCAGGCAAUCGAUCUUUCUUCUCUGAGAUCAUCUCGUCGGUUUCUGAUGUUAAGUUUAGCCAUAGUGGACGUUAUCUGCUCACCAGAGACUACUUGACUGUCAAAGUAUGGGACCUCAACAUGGAGAAGGGCCCAGUGGAGACCUACCAGGUUCAUGAGUACCUAAGAAGCAAACUCUGCUCUUUGUAUGAAAACGACUGCAUCUUUGACAAGUUUGAGUGCGUCUGGAACAGCACAGACAGUGUAAUCAUGACAGGAGCGUAUAACAGUUUUUUCCGGAUGUUCGAUCGUGAAACCGGUCGCGGUGUAACCCUCGAGGCAUGGCGUGAGAGCAGUAAACCGCGUGCUGUGCUACGGACUCGCCGCGUUUACACCGGGGGCCGGCGUCGGCGGGGUGACGUGGGUGUGGACAGUCUGGACUUCACAAAAAAGAUUCUGCACAUGGCUUGGCACCCGGCUGAAAACAUCAUCGCCAUUGCAGCCACUAACAACCUCUACAUCUUUCAGGACAGGGUCAACGCAGAAAACCUGUGACAAACCACACACACAGCCACACACAAACCAACAUGCACAUAUAUCAAUAUUAUACUUUAAAACACAGAUUCUUGGUCCUGUGGAGAUGGACCCUGAAAGUAAACAGAUGGACUUUGCAGUUAAGCCGUUCCAGGAGAGCAGUUAUGUAUAGCCAAUGACUUUAUGUGAUAACUGUUGGUUAAUUACACCACCAAGAAUGUUGCCGAUGAGCUACGGUACGUGGAAUUUACGAUCGACAUCACAGUUAGCCAAUCCCGGACUGCUUCGAUAUGUGAUGGAUGGUGUUGACGGCCAUUCCCUGACUGCGCUGAUCUGUGAUUGACAGCUAAUUUGGGCUGAAGACCAGGAAUGAGACCGCUCCACUCCUCUGUGCCAGGUUGCCAUGGAGACAGGUUACUCUGUUGUCAUGGUAACAAGAGUGCUCUGAGCAGUCUUCCUAUCACGUGCUUCCCAAAAACUAUCCCACAAUGCAUCUGCUACACGAGCACUCAUUUUACUUCACAUCAGAACAUGGAUGCCUAUAUGAACCAAUCGCUAUAUCUCGCACUUGGAAGAGGUUUAUUAAAUUCCAGUACUUGUCUCAUGCAUCCUAACAAAAGGAUUGAUCUACUACUUCAUCAGAACACUGUCUUAACCUGGUUACACCUCAAGAUGGGUUACAUUUACACCUGUAUGGUAAGAAAAAAAAAAAAAAAAAAGAACGAGGAUAUAUCACACCACUAACACGCUUUUAAAAAAGCCUCCAGCAGACAUGCGUUAGGGUCAAGCUCUGAUAUAGUCUCUGGUUACACAGAUUUCUGGGCUCUCACAGUGAAGCACUGCCUUUUUAUGUAUGAUUGUAGCUACUCUACUGAACCCUCAAAAGGAAAUUUAAACAGCCAUGUUGGAAAUAUAGAUGAAAAUACUGACAUGGGCUACAAAACAGUGCAGAAAGCAUGAAAAAUCAGUUUGUUAAUUUAAAGAAUAUUCCAGUAAAUGCUUUACCACAAACAAUAAUUUUGACACAUUACUCUGUUUUAUAAAAAAAAAAAAUGUAGAGUAAUGUACUUUCAGUGGAAGUCUGUGGGACAUUCUGAAGGGUUUAAAAGCAAAAUGUGCAGCUUGUAUUUUUGUUGAAAUGCUUAUAUGAAUGGUUACCAACCUUUUUGACUCCAAAGCCCCUCAUUGUCUCAUUGUCCACAAAAAUAUCUGAAGACCCUAUUACUUUUACAGUUGUUUGUGAUUUACUGGGUAAGGAUUUUAUAAAUAUUUUUAACUCACAAUUUAUACCCAAUAAAAUAUUUCAGAGCUUGGCAUGAUUAGAAAAUAAUGUAUAUUCAUCAUAAUGUAUAUCAGAGUUUUAAGAUUUUAUUAACAUUACUUUUACAGGUCUAGGAAUCACACUUUUAAAAUUAGGCUACCUUAUAUAUGCAGGUUUUACAAAAAAUGUUGGAAUGCUAGUUCUUUAAAGAGAGAGAGAGAAAAAAAAACUAUUGAAUCGGUUUAUUUAAAAGGGGUGGUUGAUUAUGAUUUCACUUUUUUAACUUUAGUUAGUGUGUAAUGUUGCUGUUAGAACAUAAUGUCUGUUUUUUUUUUUUUUAAAGAAAUCGCUAAGCACUACAAAAAAGGCUGGUAGGGACUACAAUGAGCUUCUUCCCGGGUUUGUGACAUCACUAACCCGAUGUUUACAUAAACCCUGCCCCCCGGGAUCAUGCAACUAUCCAUAAUGGUAAGGGGCUGUGACGUUUCCGGACAACGAGCACUAGGCGUCAGCGAAUCACAACAUACUGGGCCAGCUAACCAAUCUGAGCCUGAUUGCUUGUUUCUUAGGGAGGGGCUUCAUAGAACCAGGAACUCAACAGACUGUUUUGACGAGAACAGAAACAGUGGUGUAGAAUAAAGGUAAAAUAUGUGAAAAUAAUGCAUUUUUAAAAAACAAAAACAAAGCAUGAACACUGCACCCCAUAAACAUAAGCCUUCCAAAAAAGCUGAUCAACCAACCUUUAAAAUUAGGCUUACUUGUGUAUGCAGGUUUUACAAAAAUCGUAGGAAUGCUGUUUUUUAAAGCAAAAAAACAAACAAACAAACAAAAAAUAAAACAGUUGAAUCAGUUUAUUUUAAUGCUUGUUUUGUCUAAUUUGAAGUCGUCUUUGUUGAGGCCCCCUAGUGGGCCCCAUUCCCUGGUGGAGAGCCACUGGCUUAUAUUUAAUUCUUCUGUCCAAAGGUUAUAUGUCAGCUACAAAGUUGUCAAAAUCUUUUAGUUGUGGGACACUGGUCUAGACUAAUGAACGUCUGCUCAUGCAUUACUAAUGUAAUUCCUGUCCCUUUUUUGGGAAUAUGAUUUAUGAUUGCACAGACAAGGUCAGUUAUUGAUUUGAUCAGAUUUAUUAGUUUUAUUUUAAUAUCAAGAAUACUGAUGUUUUGAGACUAUACUUUCAAAAGGCAUUUAAUUUUUAUUCCCCCUAUUAUUAUAUGCUAAUUCCUUGCUCCCUGGACUUCCAUUAUAAGUGCAUUAACAUAGUUGAGGACGUGUCAAAAUUGCGUUUUGUGGCAGCAUGCCAAAUAGCUUAUCUUUGAAAAAAAUAUCGGUCCCACUUUAUAUUAGGUGGCCUUAACUACUAUGUACUUAUAUUUAAAUUAAUCAUUUGGUACAAUGCCCUUAUUUUGUAAAUACAUGUUUUUACAUUGUACUUAUAUUUUUUUAAAUACCUAUAUGUAGUUACAUCUGUAAUUAAUUUCUGUAAUUACAUUUAUAAUUACACUGUUGACCUGAACCCACCCUUAAACCGACCCAUACCACCAAACCUGUCCCUAACCACCCGUAUCCCACCUCAAUAGCAGCAAAAGUGUUUUGCAAUACAAUAUGACCACAAUAAGUACAUUGUACUUGUUUUUUGAUGUAAGUACAUAGUAGUUAAGGCCACCUAAUAUAAAGUGUGACCAAAAUAUCUAAAAUAGCUUAUCUUGUAUUGAAUUUGGAACGUUCCAAUAUGUAGCAGCUAGUAAGUGGAUAAACCAUGUGUAAAUGUGAAUCUCUGCACACUGUGUUUUCAAUGACCACACAGGUGUACAUGUAACUCUCUAUCCACUGUAGAAAGAAUAUGGCGAGUUAUCUUUUGUUUAAGGUGCCAUUCACCUUCUGGGUGACUGUUUGUUUGGUGUAGAUGUGGUAAUGAAUUGUUGGGUGUCUGUGUAGACUAUGACACGGAGGUCAGUGAUUGUUUUUGCUAUAUGAACAAGGCUGAAUGAAUGUAACAUGCUUUUAAUGAAUCCAUUUUUAAAGUGUUAUGAUGUUAACGGGGUGCUCUCAAACUGACGAGCGAGCUUGCUUGCUUGCUUUCUCAUUUUCUCAUUUUCUUUGACUUUUCUGUCUUUUCUGGUGUUCACGUGUUUGUCUGUCCCAUUUUUCUAGUACUCUUUGCUCUACAUAUACUGAGGCUGUGCCUCUUACAAUCAGUCCCUCUACUCUUAUUUUUACAUUUGUAGUUCAUUCACAUCAUUUUUGUACCCUGAGACAAUGAUUCUCCGCUUUUUUCACUCUGUUCCUCUCUUUCUCUCGCACACUUUCAUUCUCUUACAUCCUGUUACCAUGGCAAUAGGCCUUCUGCCAUUAUGCAUUCUCACAUGCUUUCCUCUCAGACAUGCAGUGAAACACACACUCACAUUCACAAUGCAACCAGGGAAUAAUAGCUUGAGUUUUUCAGGGCACACACACACUCUCUCUCUCACACACACACACAAAUUAGGCCUAUACAUGCAAGCAUACACACAAAAACGCAUGUUUAUCAUUAUCCAGUGUUACUAAUGUGUAUAUCUAUGAUGCCUAAACAUAUUCUAUUGACACUUAAUGAAAAAAUAAAAGAG
Messenger RNA from Onychostoma macrolepis, 5973 nucleotides. It is a transcript of the gene ppp2r2ca, whose product is annotated as protein phosphatase 2, regulatory subunit B, gamma a. The coding region runs from base 784 to 2130 and encodes 448 amino acids. Gene Ontology annotation, molecular function: protein phosphatase regulator activity; protein binding. Gene Ontology annotation, cellular component: cytosol; protein phosphatase type 2A complex. The record is from RefSeq and is a predicted model, not a curated record. The transcript has 11 exons. Lineage: Eukaryota; Metazoa; Chordata; Actinopteri; Cypriniformes; Cyprinidae. Gene Ontology annotation, biological process: peptidyl-serine dephosphorylation.